Molecule: messenger RNA, 474 nt
Organism: Melopsittacus undulatus (budgerigar)
Lineage: Eukaryota; Metazoa; Chordata; Aves; Psittaciformes; Psittaculidae
Product: pulmonary surfactant-associated protein D-like
Exons: 10
Coding region: 1-474 (157 amino acids)
Cellular component (GO): extracellular matrix
Source: RefSeq, a predicted model, not a curated record
AUGUCGGGUCUGAAGGGUGUGAUGGGCUUCCAAGGCCCCGUGGGGCCACAGGGAGAAGGUGGCUCAGUUGGUCCCCCAGGCCCUGCUGGCCCCAGGGGAGAGCCUGGCCUGCCAGGAUCCAUUGGAUGCCAAGGUGUCAAUGGCUCUCAGGGAGAAAUGGGUCCCCCUGGCUUGCCUGGCCCCCGCGGUCCCCAGGGACCACAGGGCUUGCAAGGCAGACGUGGCCCCCCCGGCCCCAGGGGCAUGCAGGGUCCAGCCGGGAUGGAGGGAUCUGCUGGUCCCAAAGGAAACCCUGGCACAGACGGUGUCCCCGGGGUGAGGGGACCGCAGGGACAGGAGGGGCCUGUGGGGUUUAUUGGCCUGCCAGGUUCCAAAGGCACCCGAGGAGAGCGGGGCUCUCGAGGUCCGGUUGGAGCCAAGGGGGACCUGGGAGCCAAAGGACACAAGGGACCAGAAGGCUUUUGGGAGCUGUAA